GCACAGGUGUGAUGAUCAACAGUCAAUCAGACCUUCCCCGGCAUUGUCUGAGUAAAGAUGAAGAUAACUGCAACCAAGCAGAGAAAUCUUGUGUUAUACAGGAUAAUCAAGAACCUCCAAAGGAUAAAGAACAAUGUGAACCAUCACAGAAUUUAAAAGACCAUGUGGAACCAGAACUCUUUCAGAUUAAAGAGAAAAUACAAGAGAUACCACAACGUCCAGAGACUGCAGAAGAUUGGGAAGUACUGGAACCAUCACAGUUUACAGAAUAUCAGGAGGAACCAGAACCUUCUCUGGUUAAGGAAGAUCUGGAGGAACCAGAACCUUCUCUGGUUAAGGAAGAUAUGGAUGACCCAGAACCUCUGAAAGUCAUGGAAGUAGAGGAGGAACCAGAACCUUCUCUGGUUAAGGAAGAGCAGGAGGAACCAGAACUUCUAAAAGUCGUGGAAAUAGAGGAGGAACCAGAACCUUUUCUGUUUAAGGAAUAUCUGGAGGAACCAGAACCUUCUCUGGUUAAGGAAGAACAGGAUGACCCAGAACCUCCACAGAUUAAGGAGGAGCAAGUUGAGCUGGGCAUCAGUCAGGAUGAAGAGCAGGUUGAUCUGAAGCAGGAGUCUGAUACCCUGACGGAGAAGAAUGUGUUUGUCGUAGGUGGUCCCAGAGAAGAGAAAUCCUUUUUCUGUCAAGAAUGCAAGAAAAGUUUUCGAAAUGGAUCGAACCUGAAAAUCCACCAGAGGACUCACACAGGAGAGAAGCCGUUUUCCUGCAAAGAAUGUCUCAAAUGUUUCAAUGAUAGUUCUAAUCUGAGAAGUCACAUGAGGACUCAUACAGGAGAGAGGCCGUUCUCCUGUGAAGAAUGCCACAAAUGCUUUAAAGACAGUUCUAAUCUGAGAAGUCACAUGAGGACUCAUACAGGAGAGAGGCCGUUCUCCUGUGAAGAAUGCAGUAAAAGAUUUAGCCUUCGAUCUACUCUCAGAAUCCACAUGAGGAUCCACACGGGAGAGAAGCCCUUUUCCUGUAAAGUCUGCAACAAAAGCUUUAAUGUCAAGUCCUAUCUCAUAUCGCACAUGAGGACUCACACGGGAGAGAAGCCUUUUUCCUGUCAAGUGUGUCAAAGAAGUUUUAGUCAAAGUUCCAACCUCCGAAUCCACAUGUGGACCCAUGCAGAAAAAAAGCCCUUUUCUUGUAAAGAAUGCGACAAAAGUUACAGUCAGAGAUCUCAUCUGAGAAAGCACAUGGAGAACCACAGAAGAUGACUUCUGCAGUAAAAGACUGAAGCUGCAGAUCAUAUUUAUGACAUUUUUUUAAUUCCUCCUGUGGUGUGUUAUUGUCCGUGUUUGUAAAAUACUUUAUCUAAUCCUUGUGCUAUCUUCUGGGUCCAGAUGACCCGACACGUAUAGUGAUGUGUGAUUCCUCCCAUGACAAAGGUGGACAGCAUUUUGUCUGCCACGGACUCCAGUGGAGAAUAAAAAUCCUUAAAAAAAGGUCUUAAAUGUGAAAGUCUUUCAUGUAUCGACACUAGAAAAUACAUAAAGAGUGUCAGUGUGGAGGGGGGGGGGGCGUCUAGGACAGUGUUAGACAAACAAUAGUUCACUUUCUGUCCAUUUAUCAGCACGUUGUCAUGAAUUUAAAAUAAGUCAUUUACAAAUGUAUUCCAUGUUGCACACAACACUUCACAGAGAUGAGUUUAUGGAAAACGUGUUAUUUUAUGGUUCAUCUGAUGUUCCUAUUGGAUGUGAAUGUUGUGGAAUCCUAGAAUCUAGAAUGUCUUCACUUGUUCUUUAUGUUGUAAAAAUAAAGGCAGAUUUAAGUUGAUUA
Molecule: messenger RNA, 1818 nt
Organism: Oryzias melastigma (Indian medaka)
Lineage: Eukaryota; Metazoa; Chordata; Actinopteri; Beloniformes; Adrianichthyidae
Product: zinc finger protein 287-like
Exons: 2
Coding region: 12-1256 (414 amino acids)
Biological process (GO): regulation of transcription by RNA polymerase II
Molecular function (GO): RNA polymerase II cis-regulatory region sequence-specific DNA binding; DNA-binding transcription factor activity
Source: RefSeq, a predicted model, not a curated record